Scaptodrosophila lebanonensis is the source of this 4240-nucleotide messenger RNA. Its product is annotated as protein tramtrack, beta isoform. Gene Ontology annotation, molecular function: DNA binding; protein binding. The record is from RefSeq and is a predicted model, not a curated record. NCBI's taxonomy places the organism in Eukaryota, Metazoa, Arthropoda, Insecta, Diptera, Drosophilidae. Bases 487 to 2040 code for a protein of 517 amino acids. The transcript has 2 exons. Gene Ontology annotation, biological process: regulation of transcription by RNA polymerase II. Gene Ontology annotation, cellular component: nucleus.
UGCCGACGACGACGUUUUUAUCGUUCGGCUGCUGCCGUUGGUCGUUGCUGCUUUACUUGAUUUUCAUUACUUCACUUUUUCAGUAUAAUUCUUUGUCUUUUGGUGUUUGUUUAAUGAAAAAAGGAAAAAACCAGCACACACACAGACUACAAGGAAGAAGCACGACUACAUUUUUAAGCAUACACCCGAGGUGUCUACAAAGUAAAAUUGUACGCGUCGUGGUAGCUGCUGUCACAUUUUCGCAUUAAAAACAUUGUGAAAACAGCCGGCGUAUAUUUAACAAAAUGCAAAAUUGUGGCGUUGAAGUGUUUUAGAAGAAAAAUCAAUUCUGUUUGAAAUUAUAAAAGUGCAAAAAGCCAAGGAGGGUUCGCCUCCAGUUGUAUUUUUCAACAUUUGUUGUUGUUGGUGUUUAAUGUUAAUAACACAAGGAAACGAUUAAGAAUUAAUUAUUGAACUGUUCGCUGAGCUUCCGUCGACAUUACCACAAUGAGCGGCGCCACACAGGAGUUUUGUGUUCGCUGGAACAGUCACCUAGGCAGCAUCGGUGCCGCGUUCCCGCAGCUUUUGGCUGGUCAACGUUUUGUGGACGUGACACUGGCAUGCGAAGGUCAUCAGGUGCAUUGUCAUCGCCUAGUAUUAGCCGCAUGCUCCACCUAUUUUGAAGCUAUACUCGCCGAGAAUCCUUGCAAGCAUCCGGUUAUAAUAUUGCCCAGUGACAUCAAAUUAUGGGAGAUUCAGGCGCUGGUCGACUUUAUGUACAAGGGCGAAGUGAAUGUGACGCAGGCGGGCUUGGGCCAAUUGCUGCGCUGUGCGGAACAGCUGCGCAUACGUGGUCUCUAUGGUUCCGAAGCGGCUGUCAACUACAAGCAAUUGCAGCAAAUGAGGCAGGGAGUUGUAUGUGAACCGACGGUGCUGACCAGCCUAAAGCAACAGUCGCAAAUGGAUAGCACUGAAACGGAUGAUACGGCUACCAACUCGACCACAUCGACAACAACCAUAAGCACGGCAACAGCGUCAUCUGUUAAGCAACAACAACAGCAGCACAAGGAACAGCAGCCGCUGCAGCAGCGUCAGCAGACAAACGGAAGCAAUGCGCUGCAAUUGCUGCAGCAACAGCAACAACUACAGCGGGCCCAGCAAUCAAAUGCGGGAGGUUCUUCAGCAGCUGCUUCUAACAACUCAAAUGCACCGACAGAGGAUGAUUCUGCUGAUGAUACAUCCAACAAUUGGAAUAUGUGUAGCGAAAACUAUGAGGAUUAUAAAAACGUUAAAAUGAUACACCAACAACAGCACCAGGUACUCCAGCAGCAACAGCAUCACUUGGACUCUACCAUUGAAGACGAUCACAACUAUGUGGCCGCGCACGAGGAGGACAACGAUAGCAGCAUGACUGGGGUUACCGGUGGGGGUAACACAAUCUCUGGAAAUCUCUCGCUCUGCCUGGACACUGAUCCAGACAACUCGGCUAACUCACCGGGCACACUAAUGCAUAGCUCCAUCGAUGGCUAUACAUCAUACAAGCGCGUGCGUCGCUCUGAAGCCUCACUGGCCCAGGCAGCUAAGUGUGUGUCUAAGGGCGACACAUUUCAAACUGUCAGCAAUAUGUUCAACAUACCCGUCUCCACAAUACGCUUCUAUAUGGCACGCAAAGGCAUCUUGCCAAAGCGUAAACGCGGUCGUGGCGCUUCUAAUACAGGUACCAUAACCUCGACAAAUGCGGGCUCCGCUUCAGCGGCAGCGGCAGCAGUCGCAACCAUGGCAGCGGCCUCUGCCCUGGGUAGUCUAUCAACGGCGGGUGCGCAUCAUUUGCCACACGGCAUGCUGGAUGCAACCCAGCUGAAACAGCUGGCAAGUGGAAGCGGUAAUAAUAGCCCUGCGACAACAGCAACAUCAACAACGCUUACACUGACGCCGACGCAGUUGGGUACAGGAACAGUGCCAGGGCGGGAGGUGACAACGGCCGCCGGUGUGCCAUUUCAUCUGGUAAGCGAUGCUGUUGCAUUCAAGCAGCAGCAGCCGCACCGAGCACAUAUGAUCUAACCUUACGAUGGAACACACUCUGCGGCUGUGGAUUCUGAAUGGAAUCAGGGUUGUAAUACAACUAGUGUACAUCAAGAGUGAGCCAAAAUGUUUUUAAAAGUUUAUAUACCGUGUCUGACAGCGUGUAUGGCUAACAAAAACAAUUUUUUUUUUUUUUGCUUAAGUCAACCGAACAUUAAGAAAUCGAUCCUAGUUAUAAGAAAUAUAUAUUAACUAAACACACCCAAUCAUAUGUUAAACUAUCAGGAGUUUUAAAACUCUUUCAAGGCAUGCAUCCAUACAUACUUUAAUUCUUCAUUAUUCAAAGAGAUGAUUUUCACACUUUCUGUAAAAUCCCGCUUUAGUGUAGUAUAGUAGUAAAUACUAUUACCAGCCUGCACUAUCGGGAUAUUUUAUAGCUGAAGUCUUUUAUGUACAAUUUCACGAACAGUCGUAUAAAUACAGAUUGUGCAAAUAUCUUCAUAUCGUUAGCAAAAGUUGAUAUUUUUUGGCUACGAUGAAAACUGAAACUGACAACAAUUAAUGAAUAUUUUUAUUUAAUGUUUUGCCUUCAGUCAUCUAUUUGUAACGAAUAAUGAAAUUAUUACUCAGUCGAUUAUAACGAUUUCAGAUUAAAUACAUAAUUGUGUUUAAUAUGUAACACUUUCGUGUUUGGGUUUUUGACCUUGAACACAAAAACAACAUGGAUUGUUUUAACCUCCAGCCGACACACACCACACACACACACACACACACACACACACACAUUAAUGUCAUACUUUGUAUUAUUAGUCAUUUUAAAUUAUAAAACCAUAAACCCUGUAAAUUGAUUAAAUGUAAAUACCUCUUCUAUGUGCAUUUUUUGAAAGCUUCACAAAUGGCUUACAAUAACUAUGAACAUACGUUUGCAUGUAGCUCUCUACGUUUAAUAAUACAUACAUAGAUACGUAUGCAUACAUUAUAAUAAUUUGUUUAAUAAUUUACCAGCGAUGUGCCAAACCGCCACGAUCCACCAGCGCAAAGUGCACUGCGCAUAUUUAUAUCCUCUAUCCAAAGGUUAUAAUAUGAUCGUUAGAAUUUUCGCCUGCUCAAAUAAUGCUGUUGCACAGUCGUAUUAGGUUUUCUCUUAGCGCUUAAAAUUCUAAUAUUAAAUAAUUACAUUUAUUUUUACAUUUUAUGUUUACUUCUAAGAAAGAAAAUGAUUUUGCACAAAAAAACCUACUUAAAAAGUAUAGUCAGUCAGCAAGAGUCAUAUGAUUAAAUGCGUUCCACUUAUAAUUAAAUACUAUAAGUCAAACAACAAAAGAACUUUUAGUGCAUAAGCAAGCAAAUUAUGCUUUAAUAUUACACAUUUUACUUUAACGCGCAUUGUCAGUUUAUAUAUAGUUACUACAAAACCAACCACAAUGAUUCGGAAAUAUUCGCACGAAAUCUCUUUUAAACUCAAAGCAUCACCUGAUAAAAUAAACUAAUGCGAUUUUAUUUGUAUUUCUUGAAUCGGAUGUCUAUAUGAACGGCCUUUGAAGGGCUCGAACUCAACGAAAAUGUAAAUUUGCAUGCUCCCACUAAUCAUAGUGUAGGGUACGCAAAAUGUGCUUAAGUCCGUUUUAAAGAAUGUUACCUUUAAUUCGUCACUGUAUAAAUCGUUUUAUUGUAAAUAAUAUAGUACUUGGUUGGUUUUGAUUUUAGCGCCACUUCUACUUGAAUUUUACGUUUUUUGUAACUAACAUAAUAUUGGAAUUAUUAUUUUAUUUUUUUCAAAUUUAAGUUUUACCCGAUGUCUCCAAACUGAGUAGAUGGUGGUAAUUGAAUGUAAAACUUAAAUUUGAACAACUUUGUGAAAUGUUUAGCCAUCCCCUCUGAUGGCAAUUCCCGAUAAUGCAAUUAAAAGUAUUUGAAGAAGAUAUUAAAUCAAACUAUCUAAAACCGGCAAAACGAAAAACGUAAUUUUUUUAACACGGCAAGUCUGAUAAUUUAACGCAUUUAAACAAAAGACACAUCCAAUACUUUAAACACAAUAAUUUAUAAAUUUGCUUAUGACUUGAUUAAAGUACAAAACUGCUCAUAAAAUAUCAUUCAUACAUAUGUUUAUACUUCAUUUAUGCUAAAUAGAAUGCACGAAAUAAAUUCUUGAAUUAAGACAAAAAAGGCACCAUAAACAAUGUACGCGGGCGGAAAUGUUUUCAUUUUUUGUCAAUAAGAAAAGAAAAGGCAGCAAAGA